Messenger RNA from Mustela lutreola (European mink), 1095 nucleotides. RefSeq lists its product as uncharacterized. The transcript has 3 exons. The record is from RefSeq and is a predicted model, not a curated record. NCBI's taxonomy places the organism in Eukaryota, Metazoa, Chordata, Mammalia, Carnivora, Mustelidae. Bases 1 to 792 code for a protein of 263 amino acids.
AUGAGGUCACCUGAGAAAAAUGCUCUCCCAGGGCAGACGGUGGUAAUCAUCCCCUUGCAAGGUCAUUGCAGCUCACAGGAGACAGGAGACAGGCUAGGGGCCCUCACAGGCCCAGGCCAGAUGCUAGCCUAUGCAGGCAGUGUUGAACGGAGUCAUGCCAGUGGUUCUGCUCAGCGAGAGGGAGAGUGGGAGCCAUGCUGGGCAAGCUGCCAGGCAAAGGGGCGACGCGCGUCCCCAUUAUUGCGCGCGCCGCCGCGCCCUUCCAGGAGUCCUCGCGUGACUGGCGGCGGUGUCCGCACCUUGGAGGCGGCGGGCGGGCUGGGGUGCAGGGGACGCGCGCGCUCGCCCGGGGAUCGGGGCCCCUUUGGUGUCUGCGCCCCCUCUGCCUCUUCCCGGGCACCGAUCGCCGCCUUCCCGCCCCGGCUGGGGCCGCGGGCAGCAGUGGCCCCGGGCUCUUGGCCGCUGCCUGGGAGCCAAAGGGUCAGCUUUAGUUACACAACAAAGUCUCUUCGUCACUGCGAUCCGCCUGGAGGCCACAGCGGCCGGGCAGCCCGGGCAGGGGCCGGAGCGCCGCCGCCGGGGCCGAAGGUGGAAGAGAGCGCGCGAGGGGAGGGUGACCGGCGACAGGGUCCCCGGCGGCUGGACUUACUCGUGUCACAACUGCGGCGACGAGGGGCUGAGGAACCGGUUCUUCCAAAAACCAAACCGAAAAUGGGAAACGGAGAGGCCAGGGCAGCGCUAAGAGGGCUGCACUUUGCCAAUAAAAGUGGAAGAGGGAAGAUAAUGGCCUGAAUAGUGACGUGCCUACGGACAUAAAUGUACAAGCAGCUCGCUGGCGGGGAUUUUUGCGCAAGAACCUCAAAGAGGGCUGCCGUUUCCCGGGCUGUUUCUAAAUAAAUGUACAUUUAUUUCUCCAUAGAUUAUGAACAGUUCUAUUGUUCAAAUCCAAGAUGCGAUAAUGCAUAGGCUCCCUAAAACGGGACAUUCAUAUUUCAUGUAUUUAGAGAUGUUUAAAACCUUAAGAAUUAGACAAGAUGAAAAGACAUCCUUUUAUGAUCUGUUUUGGGUCGCCAAACAGGUAGGCGGAUACGCGAA